CCGGAAGUGCGCGACGCCGAGGCGGAGGCUCAUCGCCGCCGUCGAGAGCAGCCAGGAGUGAGCGCCGCCGAAGCCGAAGCCAGAAGCCGCUAUCGAGAGGACCCGGAAGUGCGCGAAGCCGAGGCAGAGGCUCAUCGCCGCCGCCGAGAGCAGCCAGGAGUGAGCGCCGCCGAAGCAGAGGCUCAUCGCCGCCGCCGAGAGCAGCCAGGAGUGAGCACCGCCGAAGCGGAAGCCAAGCAAAAGGCAAGGAUCGCUAAGCCUGACGGUGCAACAAAAAUUUUCCAACGGCUGUUUAGAGACAACCCGUUUGGGAGCGUAUGUUCAGUCUGUGAUCGGCUCUGGUUCCAAAACGACUUGCAACCGCUACCGGACAGAUGUCACGAGACCCUAGAGCAAUCAUUUCCAAACUCGGACCUAACCCAAUUCAAACUGUGCUCGACCUGCAUACAAUCAGUGCACAAGGGUCAUAUUCCUCAUCUUUCCUCAAGUAACGGUUAUGUAUAUCCCCCGAAGCCAGCCCACCUCCCACAAUUGAACGCGGUGAGUGAGAGACUCAUAUCUCCACGAAUUCCUUUCAUGCAACUGCGACGGCUGAUGCACGGUGGAGGUAAACACGGCAUUAAGGGACCAGUAGUCAACGUCUGUGUUGAUGUCGACGACAUGGUGACAAUGUUGCCUCGUGCCAUGGAACAAGACCGAGCCCUCAAUGUACAUUUGAAGCGGCGUAUGCUUGCCAAGACGACGUACCUGGCAGGGGCAGUAAAAAAAUGUGAUCUGCUGCCGUGGCUUAAGCUGCUGUGUGAUAGCACGCUGUACAAGCAUUAUAAUAUAAAGUGCGAUUUCGCCCGUUUGGGGGAUAUCGUAGAAGUGGACGAACACGACGAGAUCGAGUUGCUCCCGCAAUGCUCAGACCUCAACGAUCCGAUCCAAGUGGCUACAGCCAUGACUCUGGCUCAACACACUCUCGUAUGGGACGAAGACAAGUUUCUAGCGAUUGCGCCAGGUGAGGGAAAAAGGCCCGUGAGCAUCCUUUACGACGAACACGCAGAGGAGCUCUCGUUCCCACAGAUCUAUCUCGGUGAGCCGCGCCGAGUAGAUGCCAGCGCAAAACCGACAGUCUUCACACACGCCAUGAGUGAGAUCCGCAGAUCAGACCGUCGAGGGGCCACCCCGCAGCACGUACUGUACAUGGCCAUGAAAGUGUUUAGGCACCGAGUAGCCGGUGACAUGUGUGUGGCCUUCCGUAACAUAAAGGCACUGGAAACACUAACGAAGCAACAGUUGCUCGACAAGGAUUUUGUGCAGCAAGCGGUCGAGCACGACAUGGCUUUCAUGCAUGGUAUACCCAACACCGUGCAGUACUGGACAAAACGCAAGAAAGACCUCUUUGCUAUGAUACGGCAGUUGGGUAAGCCGACCGCGUUCCUUACUCUUUCUGCCUCGGAAAUGCACUGGCCCGACCUUUUGCAGUUGCUUCAACGCCUUCGGUUGAAGCCCGGCGAGAUCGAAGUACCACUGGAGCAAAUGAACAGCAUUUAUCGAGCUCAGCUAGUAAAUGACGAUCCCGUGGUCUGUGCCAUAUAUUUCGACCGAUUGGUGCGUGUCAUUCUCAACAUUCUCCGCAACACCCGUGUAUCGCCGUUUAGGCCGUACAUAGUCGUCGACUACUUUAAGCGGAUCGAAUUUCAGCACCGCGGGUCGGCACACGCGCACAUUCUCCUUUGGCUUCAUAACGCGCCCGACGAGGAGCUCUCGAUGCUCAUGCCCCAGACUCUUGAAAUGGCCAAGGUUCUGCUUUCCAUCGACAACGGAUGCUUGAAGCGGGAGCGGACUCAGGUGCACCAACACACGCAUACCUGCUACAAGCACAACACCACCAGAUGCCGCUUUAACGCGCCUUUUAUGCCCAUCGAUGAAUGUAUGGUCGUAGUGCCUUUCCCCACUGUGGACAAUGAAGCGCAAAAGAAGAAAAUCGAGAGCCUCCUAAACAAGUACGAGGCCAUGCAUCAGGCCCUGGAAACGACAAAUUAUGACUCCAUGGAGCAGUUUUGGGAACAUCACGGUGUCGCGGACAAGGCGGAGUACAUUUCUGUUCUCCGAGCAGGCACUCCUCGUGCCACCAUCAUGCUACCCCGUACUGUGCAGCAAAAGUGGGUGAAUUACUUUAACCCAUGGGUUGCAUCAAUUCUCGAUUCUAACAUGGAUCUUCAGAUCGUCCUCGACACGUACGCGUGUGCUGCCUACGUGGUGGAAUAUGUCAACAAGGCCAACCGAGGUAUGUCGAACCUCAAUCGAGCAGUGCAAGAAAUUGUCAAGGAGAAGGGGGAUAUGGCCUAUUCUCAGGCACUGAGACAUCUAGGUGUGAAAAUGUUGAAUGCCAUUGAACUGUCCGCACAGGAGGCCGCAUGGUGUUUGCUCAACCAGGAUAUGUCGGAGGCGAGUCGCAAAGUUGUCUUCGUGAACUCUGCAUGGCCCGAGGAGAGGACGCGCAUUCGGAAGUCUAACGCUCAGAUGGCGCAGGAAGGCUUAAUAGAAUCAAGCACUGAUGUAUGGAAACGGACAAUGAUCGAGCGCUACGAAGACCGCAUUCCCGAAUUGGAACCUGUUACUCUAGCAGAGUUCGCUACCGAGUACAACAUAUAUACCUACAGAAAGAGGAAUCAGCGACGGAUACUUCGCUACCGCGGUUACUCCGUAGACGAUUCAGUCAACUUCAAGCGAGAACAUGUCCUGCUCUUCUAUUCAUUCCGCAAAGAAGUUGACAUCUUAGACCAAAACUGUUUCGAGCGUCUGUAUGAGCAAAACAUCGACGUCAUUCUACAGAACAAGGCACGGUACCACAGUGACGUAGACAUUGAGCAAAUUCGUGCCGUUUGUAAUUCCAUGCUCCAGUCAAAUGACGGGGAGCAUUGUGCCACUUCUGAGCUCCCAGAUGUGAGACUGCACCCGAUGGCCAUGGAAAACGACGACUCCGAUCUCCUAGACAUCGGUAUGGUCCAAUCCAAUGCCCCGUUUAAGCAGUGCCCUGCCGUGUGCACGCGCCAAGACGUCAUGAGCAGAGAUCAGUACCUCGACACAAUGCGGAAGACGAAUGAGGAGCAGUACGAGAUCGUCCGAGAAGUCGUGCAUAGACUCACUAUACCGGACUCUCCGCCACUACAAAUCUUCUUCACGGGAGUGGCUGGAUGUGGGAAGACAUUUGUACUGCGUCUCAUCAUGGACGUCUACAACAGAUAUUGCAACCCUGCUGGUUCAGAUAAUGUAAACGCCUAUGUUGCCUGUGCUACAACUGGAAAAAGCGGCGGUCGCGCUUGGUGGAAUAACUGUACAUGCAGCGUUCAGACUUACCAUCAAUAG
Molecule: messenger RNA, 3357 nt
Organism: Ixodes scapularis (black-legged tick)
Lineage: Eukaryota; Metazoa; Arthropoda; Arachnida; Ixodida; Ixodidae
Exons: 2
Source: RefSeq, a predicted model, not a curated record